AUGGACUCAAAGGCUCUAUGCUUCAUAACCCACCAAGCCAUUUUCAACGCAGUUCGGUCUGGGGAACUUGAUAGGCUCAAGAAGCUACUGCAACAACAGAACAAGGGUGAAUCCUUUGAUGGGUCAUCAUCGCUUUCAGAACUCAUGUCACUGAAAAACGAUGCUGGAGAAACCAUGUUGUACAUAGCUGCAGAGCAUGGUUUUCAUGAUGUGUUCAGCUUCUUGAUCAGCUUAUGUGACUUGGAAGUCGUGAAGAUCAGGUCCAAAUCUGAUAUGAACGCGUUUCAUGCAGCAGCCAAGCGUGGACAUCUGAAUAUUGUGAGGGAGUUUUUGAAUACUUGGCCUGAGGUUUGUAAGUUAUGUGAUUCCUCGAACACUAGCCCACUAUAUUCAGCAGCUGUUCAAGACCAUUUGGAUGUUGUGAAUGCAAUCUUGGAAGUUGAUGUCAGUUCAGUGAUGAUAGUAAGGAAAAACGGCAAAACUGCAUUGCACAAUGCUGCUAGGUAUGGCAUCCUUCGCAUUGUAAAAGCACUUAUUCCUAGGGAUCAAAGAAUAGUGUGCAUCAAAGAUAAAAAAGGUCAAACUGCAUUGCAUAUGGCUGUGAAAGGAACCAGUACUUCAGUGGUGGAGGAGAUAUUACAAGCUGACCCUACUAUAUUGAAUGAACGAGAUAAGAAGGGUAACACAGCUCUUCACAUGGCUACAAGGAAAGGCCGUUCCCAGAUAGUGAGCCUUUUGUUAACCUAUACUGCUAUUAAUGUCAAUGCCAUCAAUAAUCAGAAGGAAACAGCUUUGGAUUUGGCAGAUAAAUUGGCAUAUGGAGAUUCAUCUUUGGAAAUCAACGAAACCCUUAGAGAAUAUGGUGCCAAGCAUGCUAGGCAUGUUGGCAAAGUGGAUGAAGCCAUGGAACUUAAAAGAGCUGUGAGUGAUAUAAAGCAUGAGAUGCAAUCACAACUUAAACAGAAUGAAAAAACUAACAAACGAGUUUCUGGUAUUGCUAAGGAAUUGAAGAAAAUUCAUAGAGAGGCAGUUCAAAACACCAUUAACUCUGUCACAGUUGUUGCUGUCCUUUUUGCCUCAAUAGCAUUCAUGGCUCUAUUCAGUUUGCCUGGUCAAUAUAGAAAGCAACAACCACAAGCAGGGAAAGCGAAUAUAGCUGAUAGUGUUGCCUUCAGUGUUUUCUGCCUUUUGAAUGCUACAUCUCUUUUCAUUUCUCUUGCAGUUGUUGUAGUUCAAAUCACUUUGGUAGCUUGGGAAACAAGGGCUCAAAAGCAGGUUGUGUCAGUGAUUAACAAGCUUAUGUGGGCUGCUUGUUCUUGCACUUGUGGGGCUUUUCUUGCAAUAGCUUUUGUGGUUGUUGGAGAUGAAACAUGGUUGGCUAUUAGUGUUACCCUUUUGGGAGCACCAAUUCUUAUUGGGACUCUAGCAUACUUGUGCUACUUGUUUUUCAGACAACAUUUUGGUAUGUUCCGCAGUGAUUCUCAGAGAGUAGUCAAGAAAGCAAGUGGAAGUAAAUCAUUCUCAUGGUCUUACUCAGCAAAUAUAUCAGAUUUGGAUGAAUAUAAUUCUGAUCUUGAGAAGAUAUAUGCUCUAUAAGCCUAGUAUGUUACCCUUGAACAGAUAUUCUGCCACAUCAGAGGAGAGUAAAAUGUUUGCAUACUAGGAUUCAGCUGCUUAAUUUGGAGUUAACUAUUAGGUUGUACCAAGAAAAUUGGUUGGAUUUUCUAAUACAUGUAAUUCAUAA
Messenger RNA from Gastrolobium bilobum, 1744 nucleotides. RefSeq names its product ankyrin repeat-containing protein At2g01680-like. The transcript is spliced from 3 exons. Gene Ontology annotation, molecular function: protein phosphatase 1 binding; protein phosphatase regulator activity. The record is from RefSeq and is a predicted model, not a curated record. Lineage: Eukaryota; Viridiplantae; Streptophyta; Magnoliopsida; Fabales; Fabaceae. The coding region runs from base 1 to 1596 and encodes 531 amino acids. Gene Ontology annotation, cellular component: plasma membrane.